Messenger RNA from Pseudovirgaria hyperparasitica, 1000 nucleotides. RefSeq lists its product as uncharacterized. The transcript is spliced from 2 exons. The record is from RefSeq and is a predicted model, not a curated record. Bases 86 to 748 code for a protein of 220 amino acids. NCBI's taxonomy places the organism in Eukaryota, Fungi, Ascomycota, Dothideomycetes, Acrospermales, Acrospermaceae.
CGUCGAGUAUCCGAUACUUACCAAGCUUUUGGCGCGAAAUCUCGUCACUCUCUGCACGCCCAUCGCAAUAUACACCACAACAAUAAUGCCUUCAAAACGACCACACAGCGAUACAGAUGGCGUCAAGCCAGACAAGAAGAAGCACAAGAAGGGCUUCCAAGUCGGACCGGCAAAUCUGCCUGACGGGACACAUAAGAGACAAGUGCAAAAGAUAAAAAACGACCUGAUCGCCAAAGCGAAGCUCAGGAAGCAGUACGCAAAGAUCCGAGAGCGGGAACUCGCCAACCAACCACCCAACCGUUACAUCCACAACACAGCCUCUGACAACAACGAGAACGACAGCAACAACGACGAACAAGCCGGUGCGCAGGACACCCACCACGAACCGGCCGCCGCAUCUUCAGAGCCUCAUCCAGAUCGCCAAAAGCUGCUGCUUGAAGAAGACGCCACCACCACCGAGCCACAAGACGACGACGCUUCAAAGCCGUCGUGGAAGCGACAGAAGCGGCCGAAACCAGUACCCUUCGCGCGCGAGGCCGAGCAGGCCCAGAAGAGGAAACAAGAGGCUGAAGAGCGGCGUCUAGCGAGGGAGGAGGCGGAGAAGGAGAGGCAGCGCAAGAUUGCGGAGCGUGAGCGGUUUAGGAGGGCUAUGGCCAAAGCGAGGACGGGAGGGCCGAACGGGCAGAGGAAGCUGGGGAGAGAGAGUCAGGUUUUGCUGGAGAAGGUUAAGAGGAUGGUGGAUGCUUGAAAUGGAGUGUUUCGACUUUUGUGUGCCAAAUGAUGUUUUGGCUUGGCGGCGGACUGGUUAAAGAAUUGGAUCGGAGUACGCGAUACUGAUGUCUACUGCUGGGAGACCUGUAUAGCUACGGACUCUGCGAACGACAGACAACUUUCUUUGCAUACAUAGUCCGCGUAUUUCCCGUCCUAUGCAUAGCGUAUUUUCCUACCAUAGACGUGGAUGCGACACGUAUUUUGAUACCCAGUAUACUGCAAACUAGCC